Molecule: messenger RNA, 1703 nt
Organism: Drosophila biarmipes
Lineage: Eukaryota; Metazoa; Arthropoda; Insecta; Diptera; Drosophilidae
Gene: PIG-A
Exons: 4
Coding region: 122-1561 (479 amino acids)
Biological process (GO): GPI anchor biosynthetic process
Cellular component (GO): glycosylphosphatidylinositol-N-acetylglucosaminyltransferase (GPI-GnT) complex
Molecular function (GO): phosphatidylinositol N-acetylglucosaminyltransferase activity
Source: RefSeq, a predicted model, not a curated record
CGCUCUUAGGCGUUGUGCCACACUACCGCAUUCCUUAGCAAUUUUGUUUAAGUUUUCGCAUUUAUUCGCUUUUACGUGGAAUGUCAGCUUACUGGAAGCCGCAGGAGACAAAGAGUAAAAGAUGCGCAUCUGCAUGGCGUCGGACUUCUUCUACCCGAGCAUCGGCGGCGUGGAGGAGCACGUAUACAACCUCUCGCAAAAGCUGCUCAGCCUGGGUCACAAGAUCGUCGUGCUGACCCACGCCUACGGAGACUGCAGUGGCGUUCGCUAUGUAACCGGUGGCCUGAAGGUCUACUAUCUGCCCAUCAAGGUGUGCUACAACCAGUGCAUCCUGCCCACCGCCGUCUGCAAUGUCCCCAUGCUGCGGGCGGUGCUCCUCCGGGAGCGCGUGGAAGUGGUCCAUGGUCACUCCGCCUUCAGUGCGCUGGCCCACGAGGCCCUGUUGGUGGGCUCCCUGCUGGGGCUGAAGACUGUCUUCACCGAUCACAGCCUAUUUGGCUUUGCGGACCUGUCGGCCGCCCUCACCAACAAUCUUCUGGAGGUUAACUUGGGCAUGGUGAAUCAUGCCAUUUGUGUGUCCCACAUUGGCAAGGAGAACACGGUUUUACGCGCUCGAGUGGCCAAGCAUCGAGUUUCCGUCAUCCCCAAUGCCGUGGACACCGCCUUGUUCACCCCUGAUCCCCGACAGCGACCCAGAAAUGAUACAAUCAACAUUGUAGUGGCUUCGCGUCUUGUCUACCGCAAAGGCAUAGAUUUGCUGGCUGGAAUCAUUCCGCGCUUCAAAAACACUAAAAAUGUAAACUUUAUCAUAGUGGGUGAUGGACCCAAGCGGGAUUUGUUGGAGGAGAUUCGUGAAAAGACAAAUAUGCAGGACAGAGUGCAGAUGCUGGGCGCCGUGGAACAUGCCAAGGUGCGCGAUGUCUUGGUCCGUGGCCACAUCUUCGUGAAUACCUCUCUGACUGAGGCCUACUGCAUGGCUAUUGUUGAGGCUGCUUCCUGUGGUCUGCAGGUGGUGUCCACCAGUGUGGGUGGAAUUCCAGAAGUGCUGCCAAAGAGUCUAAUACUGCUGGUGGAACCAGAAAUAGAUGCCAUAUACGCUGCCAUAUUGGUAGCCAUCGAGCGGCAUCAAAAGAGUUCCCUCAAGGUUAGCCCUCCAGCUGACAAUGGUCAUUUGCCGGAGGAGGCUAAUGGUAAAGGAAAGCGGCGACGUCGCAAGAAAGUGGAUGCAUCUACCUCCCCACCACAACUGCCAUCAUCCUGUGCUUCUCCUGCGGAUCACACAAGCCACACGGAGCCUAUGAUGUGCCCUUACAAAUGCAAUGAGCUGGUGGAGACGCUUUACAACUGGGAGGACGUGGCCCUUCGCACAGUAACUGUAUACGACCGGGUCCUGCAGGAGCGCUCCUUCACCACAAGCGAGCUGGUUUAUGCGGUGUGGCAGCACGGAUCCUGGUUUCUUGUCUUCUUCGUAGUGGCUCACUUUAUGAUGUGCCUGCUGGAGCUUUGGCGGCCUAGACGGCGCGUCGAGCUGGCCCAGGACUUGAUACGUUCGCCCAGCUAGCGAGGACUGAACGGAUUCCUUUCUUCCAUCCACUAGCCAGUUUGUUGUCCUUAGUCGUAGUCCAAAUAACUGUCUUCUCAUGUAGUAAAUAAUAGUCCAACGGCACGUGAUCCCACGAUAAAGAAGCCAUAGCGUAGUGAAA